This is a messenger RNA of Aspergillus ruber CBS 135680, 1482 nucleotides long. RefSeq names its product cytochrome P450. Gene Ontology annotation, molecular function: iron ion binding; monooxygenase activity; heme binding. The transcript has a single exon. Bases 1 to 1482 code for a protein of 493 amino acids. Lineage: Eukaryota; Fungi; Ascomycota; Eurotiomycetes; Eurotiales; Aspergillaceae. The record is from RefSeq and is a predicted model, not a curated record.
AUGCUUUCGGUUUUGAUAGUUACACUUAUCGCACUCUGUUCCUGGUACUUCCUGCGCCCGAAACGACGCCUCCCACCCGGUCCCAGCUUCAUCUCAGGUCUCAUCGCAGGAAACAACGACUUUAAAUCUUUCCAAAAAUGGAACCAACAAUAUGGCCCGAUCGUCAGCGCAAAGAUCGGCACGCGAACCUACAUCAUCCUGGGCACGCGACAAGCAGCGCAAGAUCUACUUGAAAAACGCGGAAAUAUAUAUAGCGAUCGUCCGCCAUCGGUGCUGCUGGACAACUACCUCUCCAAGCGAAUGGGAGCGGCGUUCAUGCCAUAUGGUCCUGAAUGGAGGCUUAAUCGCCGGUUGCAUGGAUCGCUGUUGAGCUCAAGAGCGGCGGAUUCCUACCGGUAUCUCCAGGAUAUUCAGAGUAGGAUUUUAUUACAUGGGUUCUUGGAAAGUAAUGAGCUGGAGAAAUUCCAUCAGUAUACUUCUGAUGUGAUGUUCACGCUGGUUUAUGGGAAGGGGCAAGGGAGGAAUGAUGAUGACCAUCGACGACUGGAGCAUAUCAAUGAAAUGGUUGCUUUUGUGCUGCAAGGAGCGUCGUUUGGGACAGCGAUAUUGGAACUCUUUCCCGUUCUGGAUCGUCUUCCGCAUUUCUUCAUGAAGUGGAGGAAGAAGGCGGAGCAGCUCCAUGAGAAGACUACAGGUGUGUAUACUGAGUGCUGUAAUACGGCCCUUGGGGUGGACUGUUGGAAUUGGUGUCAUGAAGCGAUGCAGAAGCAGGACGUCGUCAAUGAGCUACCCUGGGAGAAUCUAUGUUACGCGCUGGGAGAUCUUUACGUGGCGGGUGUCCAUACCAGCAAGAUGGUAAUGGAAAUUUUUGUCCUGGCUAGUAUUCUCCAUCCAGAUGCCGUGAAAAAAGCGCACGAAGAGCUCGACUCGGUUAUUGGCUCUGAGCGCCUCCCCACAUUCGAAGAUAUGGACCAUCUCCCAUACAUCAAUGCCUUUAUCCUGGAGCUGCUUCGAUGGAAACCCAUCUCCCCUAUUGCCGUUCCUCAUGCGGUCACUCAGAACGAUGAAUAUAUGGGCUACUCCAUCCCCAAGGGUGCCACUGUCAUCGCAAACCAAUACACCAUCAAUAUGGACGAGAGCGUCUUUGAGAAUCCGACAGCCUUCAAGCCCGAACGACAUAUUGGCAAUCCCGAUCCUCCCGUUUCAGCAUUUGGCUUUGGUCGCAGACGGUGUCCAGGUGAGAAGACGGCACGAUCGACUUUGUUUAUCGUCAUUUCUCGUAUGCUAUGGGGGUACGACAUUACUAGCGCUGAGGCAGCGGAACGGCCAACUGAAGAGUCGAAUGCGGGUUCUGUAAAGGCUGACUUCCAUGUGAGAAGUGACGAGCACCAAAGGGUUAUCGAGCGGGAGUUUGAAUCGGCUGAUAAGGAUGAGAAGAGGGUUUUGAGGAGUAUGCGGGAGAGUAUGCAAGCUAAGAUAUAG